AUGGUACAUAACAAUGAGAAGUUAGCUCCUAAAUACUAUGGUCCGUACAAGGUGGUUGAUCGUUGCGGCCUUGUGGCAUAUAAACUAGCCUUGCCUGUGAGUUCUCAGAUCCAUCCAGUGUUCCAUGUAUCGCAGCUUAAGGUUCUGGUGGGUCCGAAUCACACUUCCAUUGAACUUCCAACUUUGCUUAACAAGGUGCUAUCAAAAGAACCUGAGAUCGUUUUAGAAAGGAAGAUGGUUAAGAUACAACGGCGAGCUGCUACAAUGGCUUUGGUUAAGUGGACGAAUGAGGGUGAAGAGGAGGCCACUUGGGAAUACUUGUUUGAUCUGCAGCGUCGCUUCCCUGCCUUUGAACCUUGA
This is a messenger RNA of Camelina sativa (false flax), 360 nucleotides long. The record is from RefSeq and is a predicted model, not a curated record. Lineage: Eukaryota; Viridiplantae; Streptophyta; Magnoliopsida; Brassicales; Brassicaceae.